Molecule: messenger RNA, 899 nt
Organism: Haplochromis burtoni (Burton's mouthbrooder)
Lineage: Eukaryota; Metazoa; Chordata; Actinopteri; Cichliformes; Cichlidae
Product: complement C3
Exons: 5
Cellular component (GO): extracellular region
Molecular function (GO): endopeptidase inhibitor activity
Source: RefSeq, a predicted model, not a curated record
UCAGAAGGAGUCUCACCUUUUGUCUUUCUGUUAAAUGCUAUUUUCUCUACAGUGAGUCAAUAUAAAGACAAACUGGAACGUGACUGUUGCUUAGAUGGAAUCCGGGAAACCCCAACUUCAUCUAACUGUGAGAAGCGUAGUGAGUUUAUCGCUGAUACAGCCUGUUUUGAGGCUUUCCUGCACUGCUGCAAGGAAAUGGAAAAAAAGAGAGCUGAGAGGAAGGAGGAUGGCCUCAAACUGGCUCGCAGUGAGGAUGAUGACAGCAGUUUCAUGGACAGCAAUGAAAUUGUUUCCCGCACCAAUUUCCCUGAAAGUUGGCUGUGGUCUGAUAUCAAAUUGCCUGCUUGCCCUGGGAACAGAGCUAGAUGUGAAACAACAUCAGUUUCGAAAAAUGUUCCUUUGCAAGACUCAAUUACAACCUGGCAGCUCACUGGUAUUAGUCUAUCAAAGACUCACGGUAUCUGUGUGGGUGAUCCAUUAGAGAUAGUUGUCCGUAAAGAUUUCUUUGUUGAUCUGAAGCUACCGGACUCUGCUGUUCGUGGGGAGCAGCUAGAAAUUAAGGCAGUCAUCCACAACUAUGGUCCCAAUCUUUACACAGUGCGCAUUGAUCUGACUGAGGCGGAACAUGUGUGCAGUGCAGCAUCUAAACGUGGGCAAUUUCGUCAGGAGAUUAAAGUCGGGGCCAAAAGUAUACGAUCUGUACCAUUCACCAUCAUUCCUACAAAAGAGGGACAGCACCGCAUUGAGAUCAAAGCAGCUGUCAAAGAAGUUGUCAAAGACUCAGAAUUGGGUAUCAGUGAUGGAAUUGUGAAAAUGCUACAAGUAGUGGUAAGAAAGAAAGACAUAUUCUACCAACUCACAUAGCUCCCUACCUUUAAGAGACACAUGAAGUCAUUGAA